CAGGAGUUAGAUUUAAUGUUUCCAACAGCUGUGGGAUUUAAACUUGGCAACAAAACUACCACAAGCCACAACAUAGGAAGACGAUUACGAACUUGGCAUAUUAGUUUAAAUAAGCAGUAUGUCUACGUCAACUGAAUCCGAUAGUAUCCCCAUGCUUCCUCCCGAUGAUUCUCCGGGAAGCUCCAUUUCCUCCUGUCUCCAGGAAGAGUACCAGGAGCUGCUGCAGUAUGCUGUAGUGACUCCUCUGUAUGAUCCUUCUCGGCUCCCUCAGACGCUUGCUGGAGCCGCACGGUCAUUUCAGCCUCAGAGACCAAUCAAGGACCAGCUCAUCUAUCUCCAAUCAAGCGAAGGGAGUAGCUCAGCGAGUGAAGCUUCACCACAACUUAGAGAGAGCAUGGUUGCUACCCAUGGUUCACUCAACGGUGAAGAGACCCAAACAGAGUCGCAGGAUGAAAGAGGUUCUAGAGAUCAAGAGCUCAGGAGAAGAGACCUUACUGCUCCAGCGAAUGAAUUAUGUAGCCCAGUUAGAUCCUAUCCGCCGGAUGAUCCCGGAUCUGAUAGUACCCCAACCACUGACCUGUCCACCCUAACUGACCAGUCCAGCUUGGCUAGUUCUCCUGCUGUGGACCAGGGCCUGAUCCGCAUGGAGAAUUUGCUAGACAACUGGAGCCUGGAGCUGAAGAGGAGUGUUUUAGCUGAGCUUAGUCAGGCCAAGAUUGCAGUCAUAGAGAGAUCCAGAGUGGAGGUUAGAUUACAAAGGGAAAGAUCUGACAAGGACCUGAGACGGGUGCAGAAUGAGAUUGAGAAUCAGAAGGAGUUGCUUCACACGUACGAGCAAUCGGUAGAGCGUAAGGAUCACAUCAUCUCCAACCUGACCCGAGCCGUCCAGAAGGAGAAGGAUCGGUUUGAGAUGCUGGGGAGAUUCCAAUCCUGGAAACUAAGACACAGCGAGGAUAAGAGACAGGUCUUCACUGCCAAACUUGCAAAGCGGCACCAUGAGAGGCAUUUGAAAUCGAAAGUCUGGUCUGCCUGGCAUAGCAUCAUCGUUGCCAAGUGGAGACAGAGGGUAGAGAAGGCGUGCCAGAGUAAGGCUCAGGAAGUCUGUAUGAAACUCACCAAUGACUAUGAGGCAAGAUUAGCAUCGUUGAAUGAAGCCCUGGAAGCUUCACGAGUCGAGGUGACAAAGCUCCACGCAGAGAGAGAUUACUAUGAAGAAUCUAUGAAGAAAGCAUUCAUGAGGGGUGUCUGUGCGCUCAAUAUGGAAGCCAUGGCUAUGUUUCACGAUGGCGAAGAAGGAAGUGGACAGCCUCAUCCUUCGUCCCACGCCCCCGCACCAACCCCAGCAGCAGGUGCCCCCGUCCCUACCCCAGCCCCCACCAGACCCUCGCCGUCAGUCAAUACCACUUCACUAGGUCGCUCAGCCAUACCAAGCACUCAACCCAUGGGUCACCAUGCACAAUCCACAGUUACAACACACAGCCAGAGAGGGAAUGUUCCUGCUGUCAAGAAAACAACCACGGGUAGAUCAUCACAGAUUAAGACAGUAACGGCCAGAGUGAGUGGUAGAAGUGAGCUGCAGGCAUCCAGUGGCCUUGGUCUGAACCCGCCUAUGGCCUCGGUGGUGGUCGAGAGACAUCAUCCUAUUACUCAGCAAACAGUCGGUCAUGCCACUGCAGCACGGUACCCGAUGACGACUACCCAGAGCUUGCCGAGCCAUCUAAGUGGUGUGUCAUCUAGAGGUGGAAGCAGUAUGGCAUCCAGAAAGCAGUCCCAUACUGUACCAGGUGCACCUACGGUCAAAGUAGUUCACUAAUGGUUUCACUACAGACAAGACUGUAUUAGUCAUACCCUAUACCAGAUGUACUUUAGGUCAUAAGUUGUCCUCUCACGGCGCUACUAGAGUCAAGACUGUAUCAAUCGCGGAGCCCAUUCCUGGCGCACCUGCGGUCAAAGUGGUCUACCGAUGGACGACACUAACAAACCAACCCCCGCCAUAAGAUUGUGCACCUGCAUGUACAGUCAUAAUGGAGCACCAACGGAUUUACUUCAGCCCCAGCACGUAGCUUGGUGCACCUGCGGUCAAAGUGGUCCACUUUCAUGGUGCUUUGUCAGGCAAGUCUUCUUCAAGGUCAAAGGUGGAAGGGCCAGGGUCUUUGUUGGUGUAAAAGUGCGUAGCCUAGUAACAGCUCUAGUCAAGAGUGCCAGUAUGAGGAGACGGACGAUUCAUGAUGGAGGCCAGGGUUGCAUGUACUCUGUGCGAUGUGAAAGUCAUCAGCAUCCAGGACACAGCUGAACUAAAGCUGUUAAGCGCUGGGAUGUCAACUAAAUUUCGUCCUUUGUAAGUUUCUAAACUUUGGGCAUGGUCUUUGAUUGCAUCAAAACAGAACUAAUAACCAGUCCCAGUGUGAGAACACAAUGAUAGAAAUUUUCCACCAGAAAGAAGCAAAGACAAUGAACUAAGAAAGACUAAUUCCUUUAAACUUUUCAAUGAUUUAAACGCUCCUUGAAAAUACUUCUUCCACCAGUGUUACCAGGGUCUCAGUAUAGAGAUUUUAAAGAAAUGAAAAUCUCUUGAGAUCCAAAAUAUUAAUGGGAAGUCCACCCGAUAUUAAAUUGGUUUUAAUAGAAGUAGAAAAUGACAGAAAUGGGUCAGUGAAAGUUUGAGCAAAAAAAUGAUUAUAGAUAAGAAUAUUUGAAGGUGGAUCAUUCAUAACUUUCUCAUUUGUAAUCGGAUAUUGCUCAAACUUUCAUUAAUUUGUUUCUUUUGUUUUUCUGCUUUUAUUAAAAUUAAGAUACUGUAAUAUCAGGGUGGAAUUUCCCUUUAAUAACAUAUGUCAAAGACUUCAUACAUGUAGUCCCAUAUCUUCUGUAAUUGUGUUUGUUCUAGUCAGUUUUAAUAAUAAUCUUGAGAUCUAUAAUAAUUACAAAAAAGGAAGUGCUCUAAGAAUCAAACAACAUUGGAAAUGAAUUUCACAAACUUAGACACAUAAAUAAUCUUUGCCAGAGAAAUUUGAUGAGAAUGAAUCUUCAAAAAACUGGAAUUUUCAACAAAAGUGAAAGUAAAAUGUUGAUGAAAAAAAUUUAGUCUGCUUAAAAUAUUUCAACAUAUUAUUCCACAAGUGCUUAUCUUUUUUGGUAUUUAUACUUUUCAAAUUUGUUCUGUUAUCCUAAUUUUCAAAUUACAUUUG
This is a messenger RNA of Strongylocentrotus purpuratus (purple sea urchin), 3188 nucleotides long. RefSeq names its product centrosomal protein POC5. The transcript is spliced from 11 exons. Lineage: Eukaryota; Metazoa; Echinodermata; Echinoidea; Camarodonta; Strongylocentrotidae. The record is from RefSeq and is a predicted model, not a curated record. The coding region runs from base 119 to 1813 and encodes 564 amino acids. Gene Ontology annotation, cellular component: centrosome.